This is a messenger RNA of Capsella rubella, 833 nucleotides long. RefSeq names its product calcium-binding protein CML19. Gene Ontology annotation, molecular function: calcium ion binding. The coding region runs from base 83 to 598 and encodes 171 amino acids. Gene Ontology annotation, cellular component: centriole; centrosome. Gene Ontology annotation, biological process: mitotic cell cycle; centriole replication. Lineage: Eukaryota; Viridiplantae; Streptophyta; Magnoliopsida; Brassicales; Brassicaceae. The record is from RefSeq and is a predicted model, not a curated record. The transcript has 7 exons.
CAUAAAUCAAAUUAACAAAAUCAUCCAUUUAAUCUUUUCGUCUGAUCAAAUCAGAGCAUCUUUUUUCCUUCCCGCACAAGAAAUGGCAAACUACAUGUCGGAAGCAGCACAGCUUAGAAGAGGUCUAAAGCCUAAAGGAAAAACUUAUGGGUUGACUAACCAGAAGAGACGAGAGAUCAGAGAAAUCUUUGAUCUUUUCGACAUAGACGGUUCAGGUAGCAUUGACGCUCGCGAGCUCAACGUUGCUAUGAGGUCUCUCGGAUUUGAGAUGAAUAAUGAGCAAAUAAACGAGCUGAUGGCAGAAGUAGAUAAAAACCAAAGUGGAGCCAUAGAUUUCGACGAAUUUGUGCAUAUGAUGACAACUAAAUUCGGAGAACGAGACUCCAUAGACGAAUUGUCUAAGGCGUUUAAGAUCAUUGACUACGACAAUAAUGGGAAGAUUUCACCUCGGGAUAUUAAGGUGAUUGCUAAAGAAUUGGGAGAAAAUUUCACAGAUAAUGAUAUAGAAGAAAUGAUCGCAGAAGCAGAUCGUGACAAAGAUGGAGAAGUUAAUUUGGAGGAGUUCAUGAAGAUGAUGAGGAGAACUUCUUAUGGCUAAAAGUAUAGUAAUAAUACGUACGGUUCGACGAUAUUAGUUAAUCAAUUCCGACUUAUGAUAAUAAGAAAAUGUUUGAUUUGUUGGUUGGUCGUAUAUAAGAAAAUGCAUGGUUGUAUAAAGAAUAAAAGAUGAUGAUGGUGUAAUCAUAUGCAUUAUUGUGAAUGCAAUAAAAAUUGUCCUGUGAUAAACAUUUGUUUGAUCAUUAUGCGUUUAUAUGCCAUGUCUAAAUUGUCUA